This is a messenger RNA of Hydra vulgaris (swiftwater hydra), 1667 nucleotides long. Its product is annotated as bcl-2-related ovarian killer protein. Gene Ontology annotation, cellular component: mitochondrial outer membrane. Gene Ontology annotation, biological process: regulation of apoptotic process; intrinsic apoptotic signaling pathway in response to DNA damage; extrinsic apoptotic signaling pathway in absence of ligand. Gene Ontology annotation, molecular function: protein homodimerization activity; protein heterodimerization activity. The record is from RefSeq and is a predicted model, not a curated record. Lineage: Eukaryota; Metazoa; Cnidaria; Hydrozoa; Anthoathecata; Hydridae.
UUAAAUUGUUUCAAUCGCUGUUAAAAUUUUACAAAAAUUACGGAUGCAUAAUUAAUUUGUUUGCAUAAAACCUUUGAUGUUUUAAAAAAAAAAUUAUAACAAUUUACAAAACCAUUGAUUUAAAAAAAAAUGUUAUUACAAAUUUGAAACAUCAAGCUUAUAUUAAAUUGUGAAUUAUUCAAAACAAUCGCACUUACGAUGGACUCAAAGAUUAUAAGAAAGAAAAAAACAUCUUUUAAAGAUAAUGUUAUAAAGAUUCGUGAGAUUAUGCAAGGUGCUUUAGGCAGUAACUUUGUACCCGAUGACAAUCUUUGGAUUCAUAUUUUUCGUCAAGAAAGACUGUCGCGAUGUUUAAAUGGAAACUUAAACGCAACAUCUGAUUUCGAAGUUUUAACCCAAGCUAUUCUUGAACAGUUAGUUGAUCAUGAAAUGAAAAUGCAAUCAGAUGAUCACUCACCGAUGAAAAAACAUAAUUCAGACAGUAAAAUGCCAACUCCCCCUGUAGACAUUAUAAUUGCUAUUUUACAAUUAAAAAACUCGUUACUUAAAUUAAGUCCUGGUCUUUAUAAUGAUAUUGGCGCAAAAUUAGAUUUUCUAUUAGUAGACAAAAGAGCAGCAUGUAAAACGUACAGCAAUUUUUCUGAAGCAAUGUUUGAGAAAUGCAUCAGUUGGCCUUUGAUCGUUUCUUUUUUACUAUUUUCCGCAAACCUUGCCGCUGAAUGCAUUAAAAAUGGUCGUCAUAAGUUAGUGCGCAACAUUUAUGAUUGGGCCACACUAUUUACCACAUUAAAGUUAAAAGGAUGGAUAAUAGAAAACGGUGGAUGGGAAGGACUUGCAUCAUUCGCAAAACAGGAUCGCAAAAAACCUAAAAGGAAAUAUGUAAUAUUAGACAUUGGUAACUUUUUUAACCAUCCGCUUUCUAUUAAAACUUUAUCCGUAUUAAUUUGGAUUCCGAUUUUGAUUCUUCUUUUUGCGUGGUUGGUUAACUCGCAAGUAAAAAAUAAAUACUUCAAAUCAAUAUUUAAACAAACUGAAAACAAAGAUUUUCAAAAUUUUGUGAGUAAUGAACUCUGAUGUCAGAAUGAUAUAAAUAGUGUCAAAAUGAUGUCAUCGCUACACAAUCAAAUCCAAAUAAAUUUUCAGCGAUUUCAAAUAUGUUAACAAUAGCUUCGGUUAAAAAGAUGAAUUGAACGAACAAACCUCUGAAGUUAUAAACAGAUAAGUUUUUGUUAUUACAUUACUUCAAAAAUUUAAACAAACAUUUUUUUCAUUAUCGCAAAACCUCCGACGUAAAGUAUUGUAACUCUGUCAAAAGUUGGAUUUGAAAUUUAUUUGUAAAUCAAAGAAUAAUUUAGAAUUAUUUUUUUAUUUAUUUGGUCAGGUUAAGAGAUUAGAAUUAAAGUUUCUGUAGCUCGAAAAUUUUAAAAUGACGUGUUAAAUCCCAGAAGAAAAAUUUCUACAGAACUCUUUGAGAAUUAUUUUAUUUAUAUAAAAAUCAUUGAAGUCUAUAGAUCUUUCAUAAUCUAAUUUUUAUAAUUUCAUUAGAAAUUGUAUUAAAAAUCUGUAAAAUUUUUACUUUUAAAGUUAAUAUAGAAAUUUUAUAGAAUAAUUGAAAUAAAUAUUUAUACAAAUUUCAUAAAAUAUCUGUUUUUUGUUGUUCUGUAUCA